Messenger RNA from Darwinula stevensoni, 705 nucleotides. Lineage: Eukaryota; Metazoa; Arthropoda; Ostracoda; Podocopida; Darwinulidae. The record is from the annotation of a GenBank genome assembly.
AUGCUAACGAUCUCACUUCUCGUUUUGCAAAAUUUCCGGACUGGCAAGGUGUCCUACGUCCUGGCUUGGAAGGUCACCCUCUGUCAACCCCGGGGGAGAAAGACAUUGGUUAUCAAGGAAAAGGAAAUGGCUCAUCGAAUUCGCAUCUGGCCGGACAAAAUUGCUGAGGAUGUCUACGUUGGCUUUUGGGGUACUGUGGGUGACAUCGCUGACAAAGGAGAAGAGAAGCUUCAAGAAGUGAAUACUUCAAGUGGCUCUUUAAAGAAGGAUACUGCUGGGAGUCCGCCUUAUUCCAAACAAAGUACACCAUGCAAUGAAGCUGGAGAUCUUUCCAAGAUAUUCCCUCCAAGCCAAGGGGAAAAGGAAGGUCCGGAUCAUCAAGUCCCGGAAAAGGAAGCUGGCCAAGAAGAUGUCAUAGAAAUGGAUAACGGUGCAUCUAAACAAGAGUGCAGACGUGUCCCCAAAGCAGCGCCUCGCAAAAAACAUCAACUUCAACCUGUUGGUGACUCAUUAGGGGAGCCUAAAGGAAAGGAUCUAGAUACGAAUGAGAUAGAGGUCGGUGAACGCUAUGAGACCCACUGGGUUGCCUAUCAGCAAGGAAACACACUAGCGAUAGGUUUAUCCUUCAAGAUAUGCAACCCGACGGAGAGUUGCGGAGAGCUGAAACUUGGCAUUGACGUGGCCACUGGAUCUCUGAGUUCAUGA